Messenger RNA from Gossypium raimondii (Peruvian cotton), 958 nucleotides. Its product is annotated as 30S ribosomal protein S11, chloroplastic-like. Gene Ontology annotation, cellular component: ribosome; mitochondrial small ribosomal subunit. Gene Ontology annotation, biological process: translation; maturation of SSU-rRNA from tricistronic rRNA transcript (SSU-rRNA, 5.8S rRNA, LSU-rRNA); ribosomal small subunit assembly. NCBI's taxonomy places the organism in Eukaryota, Viridiplantae, Streptophyta, Magnoliopsida, Malvales, Malvaceae. The record is from RefSeq and is a predicted model, not a curated record. Bases 539 to 958 code for a protein of 139 amino acids. The transcript has a single exon. Gene Ontology annotation, molecular function: mRNA 5'-UTR binding; small ribosomal subunit rRNA binding; structural constituent of ribosome.
UUAGUAAAUCACUCCCACCCGGAUUCCUUUAGAUAAUGAAGAACUGAUUUUAGGUUAUGUUUCGGGAGAGUUUUACCAACGUGGGAUAGAGUCAACAAAAGUGAAGUAAGUGCUUAUGAUUCAACCAGGGGGGCGUAUAAUUUAUAGACUUCGCAACAAGGAUUCGAACGAUUAGGUAGUUUUUUCAACUUCAAGAUUCCUUUUGGGGGGAUCCAAUUCAAAUUUCAAGAAACUUAUUUUCUUCCAAUAAGCGAAUUCGGAAAAAUUUAAGGAAUAACAACUAUGAAAAUAAGGGCUUCCGUUCGUAAAAUUUGUGAAAAAUGUCGCCUAAUCCGUAGGAGGGGACGAAUUAUCGUAAUUUGUUUUAACCCGAGACAUAAACAAAGACAAGGAUAAUCUUUCUAUUCCAAAAAGAACUCCUGAAAGAAAAGAAACUAAUCUUAAAGAAAGCGAUAAACAAAUAAAAAUAGAAGAUCUGUUUUGACAUGAAAUGGAUAUAUCCAUAUAUCUCUGACUUAUCUUUAUGAAAUGAUAAAAUAUGGCAAAACCUAUACCAAAAGUUGGUUCACGUAGGAAUGGGCGCAGUAGUGCACGGAAAAGUGCACGUAGAAUACCAAAAGGAGUUAUUCAUGUUCAAGCAAGUUUCAACAAUACCAUUGUUACUGUUACAGAUGUACGGGGUCGGGUAAUCUCUUGGUCCUCCGCCGGCACUUGUGGAUUCAAGGGUACAAGAAGGGGGACCCCUUUUGCUGCUCAAACCGCAGCGGGAAAUGCUAUUCGAGCAGUAGUAGACCAAGGUAUGCAACGAGCAGAAGUUAUGAUAAAGGGUCCUGGUCUCGGAAGAGAUGCAGCAUUACGAGCUAUUCGUAGAAGUGGUAUACUAUUAAGUUUCGUACGGGAUGUAACCCCUAUGCCACAUAAUGGCUGUAGACCCCUAAAAAAGACGUGUAGAAACUAA